Molecule: messenger RNA, 1271 nt
Organism: Artibeus jamaicensis (Jamaican fruit-eating bat)
Lineage: Eukaryota; Metazoa; Chordata; Mammalia; Chiroptera; Phyllostomidae
Gene: WNT7A
Product: Wnt family member 7A
Exons: 4
Coding region: 222-1271 (349 amino acids)
Biological process (GO): multicellular organism development; positive regulation of JNK cascade; neuron differentiation
Cellular component (GO): extracellular region
Molecular function (GO): frizzled binding; cytokine activity
Source: RefSeq, a predicted model, not a curated record
GUCGCUCCGCGCGGCGUUCGCUCCGCCCACCCUCCUCCGGCUCCGCGGAUCCCGCGCUCCCCGCGAGGCUCGGAGCGGAGUCUGCGGACGGGCGCACCGACCGACGGCCCCGGGGACGCCUCCGCCCGCGCCGCCUGGGCGGGCUAUGUUGAUUGUCCUACCGGGGUUGGCUGGCGGGAUCCGCACAGCUCGGCCCGCGGUCCCGGCGGCCGGCGGGGACUAUGAACCGGAAAGCACGGCGCUGCCUGGGCCACCUCUUUCUCAGCCUGGGCAUGGUCUACCUCCGGAUCGGUGGCUUCUCCUCGGUGGUAGCUCUGGGCGCCAGCAUCAUCUGUAACAAGAUCCCAGGCCUGGCUCCCAGACAGCGGGCAAUCUGCCAGAGUAGGCCGGACGCCAUCAUCGUCAUAGGAGAAGGCUCACAAAUGGGCCUCGACGAGUGUCAGUUUCAGUUCCGCAAUGGCCGCUGGAACUGCUCAGCGCUGGGGGAGCGCACCGUCUUCGGGAAGGAGCUCAAAGUGGGGAGCCGGGAGGCUGCCUUCACAUACGCCAUCAUAGCUGCCGGUGUGGCGCACGCCAUCACAGCUGCCUGCACGCAGGGCAACCUGAGUGACUGUGGCUGUGACAAGGAGAAGCAAGGCCAGUACCACCGGGACGAGGGCUGGAAGUGGGGUGGCUGCUCUGCCGACAUCCGCUACGGCAUCGGCUUCGCCAAGGUCUUUGUGGAUGCCCGGGAGAUCAAGCAGAAUGCCAGGACUCUCAUGAACUUACACAAUAACGAGGCAGGCCGCAAGAUCCUGGAGGAGAACAUGAAGCUGGAGUGUAAGUGCCACGGUGUGUCAGGCUCCUGCACCACCAAGACGUGCUGGACCACACUGCCACAGUUCCGCGAGCUGGGCUACGUGCUCAAGGACAAGUACAAUGAGGCUGUACAUGUGGAGCCUGUGCGUGCCAGCCGCAACAAGCGGCCCACCUUCCUGAAGAUCAAGAAGCCACUGUCAUACCGCAAGCCCAUGGACACGGACCUGGUGUACAUCGAGAAGUCACCCAACUACUGCGAGGAGGACCCCGUGACAGGCAGCAUGGGCACACAGGGCCGCGCCUGCAACAAGACAGCCCCCCAGGCCAGCGGCUGUGACCUCAUGUGCUGCGGCCGUGGCUACAACACCCACCAGUAUGCCCGCGUGUGGCAGUGUAACUGCAAAUUCCACUGGUGCUGCUAUGUCAAGUGCAACACCUGCAGUGAGCGCACCGAGGUGUACACGUGCAAGUGA